This is a messenger RNA of Pelecanus crispus (Dalmatian pelican), 8609 nucleotides long. It is a transcript of the gene UNC79, whose product is annotated as unc-79 subunit of NALCN channel complex. Gene Ontology annotation, molecular function: protein binding. Lineage: Eukaryota; Metazoa; Chordata; Aves; Pelecaniformes; Pelecanidae. The record is from RefSeq and is a predicted model, not a curated record.
AUGAUUUCAACACUAGCUACCUUUCCUCCAUUUCUGCACAAGGAUAUUAUAGAGUAUCUCAGCACAUCUUUUCUGCCUAUGGCUAUAUUGGGAUCCUCAAAAAGAGAAGGUGUUCCAGCACAUGUCAAUCUAUCUGCAUCAUCUAUGCUAAUGAUUGCAAUGCAGUACACGUCAAACCCGGUGUAUCACUGCCAAUUAUUGGAAUGCCUCAUGAAAUAUAAGCAAGAAGUAUGGAAAGAUUUGCUGUAUGUAAUAGCCUAUGGACCAUCUCAAGUUAAACCUCCAGCAGUACAGAUGUUAUUUCACUAUUGGCCCAAUUUAAAACCCCCUGGGGCAAUCAGUGAGUACAGAGGACUGCAGUACACAGCCUGGAAUCCUAUUCAUUGCCAGCACAUUGAAUGCCAUAAUGCGAUUAACAAACCAGCUGUGAAGAUGUGCAUUGACCCAUCCUUGUCUGUGGCUUUGGGUGAUAAGCCACCUCCCCUAUAUCUUUGUGAAGAAUGCAGCCAGAGAAUUGCAGGGGAUCACAGUGAAUGGUUGAUUGAUGUUCUUCUACCACAAGCUGAAAUUUCUGCUAUAUGUCAGAAGAAGAACUGUAGUUCACAUGUCAGAAGAGCUGUUGUCACGUGCUUCUCAGCGGGCUGCUGUGGCCGCCACGGCAACAGGCCAGUGCGCUAUUGCAAAAGAUGCCAUUCGAAUCAUCACAGCAGUGAAGUUGGGGCAGCCGCAGAAACCCAUCUUUAUCAGACAUCACCACCCCCUAUUAAUACCCGGGAGUGCGGGGCAGAGGAGCUUGUGUGUACUGUGGAAGCUGUGAUCAGCUUGCUGAAGGAAGCAGAGUUUCAUGCUGAGCAGAGGGAGUAUGAACUCAACCGCAGGAGACAGAUGGGCCUCUCCUCUUCCCAUCACUCCCUGGACAACACAGACUUUGAUAAUAAAGAUGAUGACAAGCAUGACCAACGCCUCCUGAGCCAGUUUGGAAUCUGGUUCUUGGUGAGCCUUUGCACUCCCAGUGAAAAUACACCCACAGAGAGUUUAGCAAGGCUGGUUAGCAUGGUAUUCCAGUGGUUUCACUCUACAGCUUACAUGAUGGAUGAUGAAGUUGGUAGCCUGGUUGAAAAGCUCAAACCCCAGUUUGUGACUAAGUGGUUGAAGACGGUUUGUGAUGUCCGGUUUGAUGUAAUGGUUAUGUGCCUCCUUCCUAAACCAAUGGAGUUUGCCAGGGUUGGUGGAUACUGGGACAAAUCGUGUAGUGCUGUGACCCAAUUAAAAGAAGGGCUGAAUCGAAUCCUUUGCUUGAUUCCAUACAAUGUGAUAAACCAGCCGGUGUGGGAAUGUAUCAUGCCAGAGUGGUUGGAAGCCGUAAGGACGGAAGUGCCUGAUAAUCAACUGAAAGAGUUCCGGGAAGUGUUGAGCAAAAUGUUUGACAUUGAACUUUGCCCUCUCCCUUUCUCCAUGGAGGAGAUGUUUGGCUUCAUUAGCUGUCGAUUCACAGGGUAUCCAUCUUCCGUGCAAGAGCAAGCAUUGCUUUGGCUGCAUGUGUUAUCUGAACUAGACAUUGUUGUUCCUCUUCAGUUACUAAUCAGCAUGUUUUCUGAUGGAGUUAAUUCUGUAAAAGAGCUAGCAAAUCAAAGAAAAUCGAGAGUCAGUGAACUGGCAGGAAAUCUUGCAGCUCGGAGGGUAAGCGUCGCUUCUGACCCUGGGCGCAGAGUUCAGCACAACAUGUUGAGUCCUUUCCCAAGCCCCUUCCAGAGCCCUUUUCGGAGUCCAAUACGUAGUCCUUUUCACAGCCCUUUCAAGAACUUUGGACACCCCAGUGGAAAGGCAAUUGAUUUUGACUGUGAAGAUGAUGAAAUGAAUCUUAAUUGCUUCAUUCUGAUGUUUGAUCUCAUCCUGAAGCAGAUGGAACUCCAGGAUGAUGGUGUCACUUUGGGCUUAGAGAACAGCAUUUCAAAAGAUAUAAUAUCCAUCAUAAACAAUGUGUUCCAGGCACCCUGGGGUGGUUCUCACACCUGUCAGAAAGAUGAAAAAGCAGUUGAAUGUGGUCUGUGUCAGUCCAGCAUUCUGUGUUACCAGCUGGGUUUUGAGCUGCUGGAACAGCUUGCUCCAAAAGAAGAAAUCAGGCUUGUGGAGCCCACAGAUAACCUCGAGGAUAGUCUUCUGUAUACUAGACCUGAGUUUAUUAUAGGAACUGAAGGAGAAGAGGAAGACAAAUUGGCACCAAAACAUGGAGAAAACCCAGGAAAUCACACAGAGACCACAGAAAAUGCUGCGAUAAAGAAUGACCCAGAAAGAAAAUUUUGUUACCAGCAACUUCCAGUUACCUUGAAGCUCAUAUACACUAUAUUGCAGGAAAUGUCAAGGUUUGAAGAACCAGACAUUCUUUUUAACAUGCUGAACUGUCUGAAGAUCCUGUGUCUUCACGGGGAAUGCCUAUAUAUAGCAAGAAAGGACCAUCCACAGUUUCUUGCCUAUAUUCAAGAUCACAUGCUGAUUGCAAGCUUAUGGGGAGUUGUGAAGUCCGAGUUCUCUCAGCUUUCUUCCCUGGCAGUCCCACUUCUUCUUCAUGCACUUUCGCUUCCCCAUGGAGCUGACAUUUUCUGGACAAUCAUAAACAGCAAUUUCAACAGCAAAGAUUGGAAGAUGAGAUUUGAAGCAGUGGAGAAGGUGGCUGUGUUGUGCAGAUUUUUGGAUAUUCACUCUGUGACAAAAAACCACCUACUGAAGUACUCUUUGGCACAUGCAUUCUGCUGUUUCCUGACUGCUGUGGAAGACGUCAACCCAGCAGUAGCUACAAGAGCUGGACUAUUACUUGACACCAUAAAGAGGCCAGCUUUACAGGGUCUCUGCCUCUGCCUUGAUUUCCAGUUUGACACAGUUGUCAAGGACAGGCCCACAAUUCUUAGUAAGCUUUUGCUACUUCACUUUCUAAAAGCCGAUAUUCCAGCUUUGAGCUGGGAGUUCUUUGUGAAUCGCUUUGAGACCCUGUCUCUGGAAGCACAACUUCAUCUGGACUGCAACAAAGAAUUCCCUUUCCCAACAACUAUCACUGCUGUCCGGACAAAUGUCGCCAACCUCAGUGAUGCAGCAAUGUGGAAGAUCAAGAGGGCUCGUUUCGCACGUAAUCGUCAGAAGAGUGUGCGUUCCCUGAGGGACAGUGUGAAGGGACCAGUGGAGUCAAAGAGAGCGCUCUCCCUUCCAGAAACCUUAACCACCAAAAUUCGACAACCUUCCCCAGAGAAUGAUAAUACGAUAAAAGACCUGCUGCCAGAGGAUGCUGGGAUUGAUCACCAGACUGUCCACCAGCUCAUUACUGUGCUAAUGAAGUUCAUGGCAAAGGAUGAGAGCAGCGCUGAGUCGGACAUCAGCAGCGCUAAAGCUUUCAACACAGUCAAACGCCAUCUGUAUGUCCUGCUUGGUUAUGAUCAGCAGGAAGGAUGUUUCAUGAUUGCACCACAAAAAAUGCGUGUUUCAACCUGCUUUAAUGCCUUUAUUGCUGGAAUAGCACAAGUGAUGGACUAUAACAUCAACCUGGGAAAACACCUUCUUCCUUUGGUGGUGCAGGUGUUGAAAUAUUGCACUUGUCCUCAGCUAAGGCAUUACUUUCAGCAGCCUCCUCGCUGUUCCCUCUGGUCUCUCAAACCUCACAUUCGGCAGAUGUGGUUAAAGGCUUUGCUUGUCAUUCUCUAUAAGUACCCCUACAGAGACUGUGAAAUCAGCAAGAUUGUACUUCACCUAAUCCACAUCACAGUCAAUACCCUCAACGCUCAAUAUCACAGCUGCAAGCCCCAUGCAACUGCUGGUCCUUUGUAUAGUGACAACAGUAACAUAAGCCGAUACAGUGAAAAAGAAAAAGGUGAAAUAGAGCUGGCUGAAUAUAGAGAGACGGGGGCCUUACAAGACAGUAUUCUACGCUGUGUGAGAGAAGAAAGCAUUCAGAAAAAGAAACUGCGCUCUCUAAAACAAAAAUCUCUUGAUAUAGGGAAUGCAGACUCCCUGUUGUUUUCAUUAGAUGAACAUCGCAGGAAGUCCUGCAUAGACCGGUGUGACUUAGAAAAACCACCUGUCCCUGCUGCUUACGCCAUACACAGGCAGAGUGAUUAUGGACGAUCUCGGCAGAAUUCUUCUACUAAAGCUGAAAAUACAGAAACACAAGAAAAUCUUCCUCGUACAGAGAGUUUCCAGGAAACAAGAAGACCUGUCAUACCAGAAGUUAGGUUAAACUGCAUGGAAACCUAUGAAGUGAAAGUGGACUCUCCAAUUAAACCUGCUGGUCCCAAGGAAGAUUUAGAUCUGAUAGAUUUGUCCUCUGACUCAACAUCGGGUCCUGAAAAGCAUUCAGUACUCUCCACUUCAGACAGUGACUCUUUAGUCUUUGAACCACUUCCUCCCCUUAGGAUAGUGGAGAGCGAUGAGGAAGAAGAAACAACAAACCAGCUGAACGAUGAGGUGUCUGGCAAAACUGCUGCGUCGUCUUCCUCAACUCCUGUCAAUGCCUCUGCACUCAGUCUCAGCACGACUCCUUUGGUCCAGUUCAGCAUUGAAGAUUGCUCCAAAGACUUUAGUUCUAAGGAUACAAGCAACAAUGCCUCAGCAGGAAUAGAAGAGAUCCUUUCCACUUCUCCAAAACAUCAAAAAGAUUCUUCAGAGUUAGUUAAGCCAGAAGAACUUCAGGACGUGUCCUGUGGGAACCCUUUAACACUGAAACAGAAAAGGGACCUGCUGCAGAAGUCAUUUGCCCUUCCAGAAAUGUCCCUUGAUGAUACCUCUGAGCUCAGCAUGGAGGAAAUUAGACCUAGUGGAGCAAUUCCAAGCCCAAAUGUAAAGACAGUCCUUAUUAAAGUCCCCGAAGAUUCUGAAAACCAAACAGAAAGUGAUAAACUUGAUACCAACACAGAGUCUGACACAGAACAAAACAUGGAGCAGAAACAAGAAGAGGAGACUGAGGAGUCAGAAUUUAAGAUUCAGAUUGUCCCUCGCCAGAGGAAGCAGAGGAAGAUUGCUGUGAGUGCUAUUCAGAGAGAAUACCUGGACAUUUCCUUUAACGUCCUUGACAAGCUGGGAGAGCAGAAGGAAGCAGAUCCCGCUGCCAAAGGACUUUCAACACUGGAAAUGCCAAGAGAGUCAUCAUCUGCACCAACCCUUGAAGCAGGUGUCCCGGAGACAAGUAGUCACUCUUCUAUAUCAACUCAGUUCAGACAAAUGAAAAGAGGCUCUUUGGGAGCUCUGACAAUGAACCAGCUAAUGAAGAGGCAGCUGGAACACCAGUCUAGUGCUCCCCACAAUAUCAGCACUUGGGAUACUGAGCAGAUACAGCAUGGAAAGCGGCUGUGCAAUGUCCCUGGUUGCCUAAACCCUGACUUGGAGGGACCACCGCUAAGAAUCAGAGGUGCCACGAAAUCUAGCCUGCUGUCAGCACCCAGUAUAGUCAGUAUGUUUGUACCUGCACCAGAAGAAUUUGCUGAUGACCAGCCCACUGUGAUGACUGACAAGUGCCAUGACUGUGGGGCUAUUCUUGAAGAAUAUGAUGAAGAAACACUAGGCCUGGCCAUAGUUGUGCUCUCAACCUUCAUUCACCUUAGUCCAGACUUGGCUGCUCCUCUGCUGUUGGACAUCAUGCAGUCUGUAGGAAGGUUGGCAUCAAGUACCAAUUUUUCUAAUCAAGCAGAAAGCAUGAUGAUCCCUGGAAAUGCUGCAGGUGUGGCCAAGCAGUUCCUCCGUUGUGUGUUCCAUCAGCUGGCUCCCAACGGCAUCUUCCCCCAGCUCUUCCAGAGCAAUAUUAAAGAUGGAAGUUUUUUACGGACCUUGGCCACGUCUCUUAUGGACUUCAGUGAACUGAGUUCCAUUGCUGCGCUGAGCCAGCUGUUAGAGGGUUUAAACAACAAAAAGAAUUUACCAGCAGGGGGUGCGAUGCUGCGCUGUUUGGAAAAUAUUGCUACCUUUAUGGAAGCCUUGCCGAUGGAUUCGCCCAGCAACCUCUGGACCACAAUUAGUAAUCAGUUUCAGACCUUCCUUACUAAACUCCCUUGUGUUUUGCCACUUAAGUGUUCUUUAGAUUCUAGUUUAAGAAUCAUGAUUUGCUUGUUGAAGAUACCUACCACUAGUGCCACCAGGAGUCUUCUGGAGCCUUUUUCAAAAUUACUAAGCUUUGUAAUUCAGAAUGCUGUCUUCACUCUGGCCUACCUGGUGGAACUGUGUGGUUUGUGCUACCGAGCCUUCACUAAGGAAAGGGACAAAUUCUACUUGACGCGCAGUGUCAUAUUGGAGUUACUGCAGGCACUCAAGUUAAAGUCACCCUUACCAGACAUGAAUCUGCUGCUCUUGGUGCAGUUUGUUUGUGCAGAUGCUGGAACAAAACUAGCUGAGUCAACAAUCUUGCAUAAACAGAUGAUUGCGUCUAUGCCUGGAUGUGGAACAGCAGCAAUGGAAUGCAUGAGGCAAUAUGUUGGGGAAGUGCUGGAUUUCAUUGCAGAUAUGCAUACCUUAACCAAAUUAAAGAGUCACAUGAAGACUUGUUCUCAGCCACUGCAUGAAGACACAUUUGGUGGACAUCUGAAAGUUGGUUUGGCUCAGAUUGCUGCUAUGGAAAUCACUCGGGGAAACCACAGAGACAACAAAGCUGUGAUCCGAUAUUUGCCUUGGCUUUACCAUCCUCCUUCUGCAAUGCAACAAGGGCCCAAAGAGUUCAUAGAAUGUGUCUCACACAUUCGUUUGCUGUCCUGGCUACUUCUGGGGUCUCUGACGCACAAUGUUGUCUGUCCAAAUUCUCCAUCAUCUUGCAUGCCUAUUCCACUGGAUGCGGGUUCACAAAUUGCUGACCACCUUAUUGUUAUUCUGAUUGGGUUUCCAGAGCAAUCAAAGACAUCUGUUCUGCACAUGUGUUCCCUUUUCCAUGCAUUUAUAUUUGCUCAGCUCUGGACAGUGUAUUGUGAACAAACAGCAGUAGCUCCGACAGUCCAGAAUCAGAACGAAUUUAGCUUUACAGCAAUCCUUACAGCCCUGGAGUUCUGGAGCCGAGUGACACCUAGCAUCCUACAGCUAAUGGCACACAACAAAGUGAUGGUGGAAAUGGUGUGCCUACAUGUGAUUAGUUUAAUGGAGGCUUUACAGGAGUGCAACUCUACUAUCUUUGUAAAGCUCAUACCAAUGUGGCUGCCAAUGAUACAGUCAAAUCUAAAACAUUUAUCUGCUGGACUCCAGCUACGUCUCCAAGCCAUCCAGAGCAAUGUCAACCAUCACAGCCUAAGGAUGUUACAGGGGUCAGGACAAAUGAACAAUAGCUCAUCUGUGCUCCGCAAAUGGCUACAGUGUACCCAAUUUAAAAUGGCUCAAGUGGAAAUUCAGUCGUCAGAAGCUGCAUCUCAAUUUUAUCCUUUAUGAUUCAUGUCAUUUGUUCCAAAUGUUCAUUUUUAGCCUAGCAAUAACAGGGUUAGAGCUGUAAAAGACCUUUUGUAUAAAUCGGUAUACAGAGUAUAUACUGUAUCUAUACUUUUUAGCCUAGGACAAAUUGUGGAGAAGCUUAUAAUGGGUGAAGCUAAGAGCCUGAUCCUGCCAGUCUUUAAUUACACUUACUCAGGAUCAACAGGUUCUCGAGUCUGCAUUCAUGAACAUGUAGUAUUUGCAGGAUCGGACUCAAAUCUAUCACAUUGUACAUAUCUCUGAUCAUGGAAAUAUCUUGUUCUUAAAUGUUUCUUUACAUUAUUUUUGAAGCUAAGAUAAAAAUCACUUUUCUUUAACUUCUAUUUUUUUUAAAAAUAGAAUUGUGGGUAUUCACAAACAUGGAAGUGCUAUGUUGCUAUUUUUUGACGAUAAAAGAAAACAGGGUUUUUAGGAACCUUUAUAGGAGUUUUUUGGGGUUUGUCUUUUUUUUUAGAUUCAUAGCUGGCAAUGCAAUAAAACCUGUCACUAGAAGACAGUCAUGUUCUAAUAAGGCUUUUUGUCAUCUUCAUCUGUGAAAACAGCAGCUUGUAAGGAGAGGUAUUAUAAAGUGCACUUAGAAAUUAGCUUGUUAAACUGUGCCAAUUCAUUUGUCUUUUUCUUCAGUACUGUUUUCCAAAACUGCCAAGUCUGAUUUAUUAUUUUUUGAAAUAUUGCUUUUAUUCAUUGAUUCUGUGCUGCUCUUCUUUGUAGGUUUCAUGGAAGCCUCUUUAAUUUUGUGACUACUGUAUUGUAUUCUUCUGUCAAUACUUGUUUACAGUGCAAUUAAAAAUGGAUAUUCCAGACUUAUUCUUAUUGAUGUCUACAGAAAUUACAUUGCAGACUUCAAGAGGAGCAUGAGUGGACGUGAACUUUUGCAUAAUGAUAUCUACAAAUCACACCAUUUGCACACUAUUGUAUUAAACAUGAGGUUUAGUAACAGAUGGAUUUUUAAUAUCAUUAAGGGACUCAGCCAAAGCCCAUUGGAAUCCAAGGAUUCAAUCAAUUCAGUGGAUUUUACAUAAACUCUUGAGAGCACCAUGAUUUGCCACCUUUUGUAAUUAAUACUUAAAUCUGUGCAAUCACAGUUGUAUUUUCUGUAUUUAUUCCUGUGAUGCACUGAUUAGAAGAAUAACAAACACACAUUUAAGUUGUGUAUUAGUAGGCUAUUAAAUUCCUAGUCUUUAUUACCA